This is a messenger RNA of Coniophora puteana RWD-64-598 SS2, 1168 nucleotides long. RefSeq lists its product as uncharacterized. Gene Ontology annotation, molecular function: NADP binding; dihydrofolate reductase activity. Bases 1 to 630 code for a protein of 209 amino acids. The transcript is spliced from 3 exons. The record is from RefSeq and is a predicted model, not a curated record. Gene Ontology annotation, biological process: tetrahydrofolate biosynthetic process; dihydrofolate metabolic process; glycine biosynthetic process. NCBI's taxonomy places the organism in Eukaryota, Fungi, Basidiomycota, Agaricomycetes, Boletales, Coniophoraceae. Gene Ontology annotation, cellular component: mitochondrion.
AUGUCAAAUCUUACGCUCAUCGUGGCAGCUACGAAGACCAAUGGGAUCGGAAAGAACGGCAAUCUUCCCUGGCGUCUCCCAAAAGAAAUGAAGUACUUUGCUCGAGUCACUUCCGGUGCCCCAGAAGGCUUCUCGAACAUGGUGAUCAUGGGCAGAAACACAUGGGAGAGCAUCCCAGCCCAGUUCAGACCUCUUCCUAAGCGUCUUAAUGUGGUCAUCAGCCGUAACAGUGCCUAUGAGCUGUUUCCCGAGACGAAACAGACUGAAGAGGCGCAUCUUUAUCCCAAUCUCCUCUCGGCUCUAAACUUCGCACCGAAAGAUCGCCAAAUACACAGGAAGUUUAUAAUAGGAGGAAACUCGCUGUACGCAGAAACAUUGGGCGGAAAGGGUCAUUCAAUGCAAGACAUUCGCGCUGACCGCGUCUUGUUGACGCGCAUACUGGAACCAGCGUUCGAGGACUGCGAUACGUUCAUGCCGAACUUUCUUAGUAGCGACCCAUGUGCCUCGGUCGCGUGGCAAAGAGCUUCUCAUGGCGACUUGGAGACGUGGGUUGGCGGGGAUGUGCCGAAGGGAGUGCAAGAAGAAAAGGGCGUUAAGUACGAGUUUGAGAUGUGGCUCCGCAGGGAAUGAUUAGUUCUUGGGAUUAAGCAGUACCGACUGACGAGGUGGGAAUAUGCGCGUGUGUAUGUUAGCUAGUGAUAUGCGAGGACCAACAUACUCUAUGGGGGCUGCUCCAUAAUUCUCGCACCAUGCGUAUAUUCUCUAAUACCGGGAUUGAACACAAGGCUAUAGGAUAACUCAGCGCUCAGCCCUGGCGCUGUUUGUGCUUGGGGUCCUUUGAGCACAGAACAUAAACGCGUCCUUUGCGCCUGACGAUGCUGCAGCCGUCGCACAUGACCUUGACGGAAGAGCGGACCUUCAUUCCUCUUGUCAAAGAGAAGAUGGUUGGCUGCAUGGGAGCAGUGGGGUGAUGGUGCAGGAUGCGUGAAGGGGGUACAGAGGCCAUGCGGAGACGAGCCAUCAUAGGCCGACUCGACGCGAGGAGUGCACGGAGCAUGUUGCUACGUCGACGGGAUGAGGCUUGGAGCGGGUUGAAAGAUUGUCUGACUCCGGUGCUUGAGCCUUUGAAUUUGAUGCCUGAAGACGAAGGCUUGUGGACCAAGGCCAG